Messenger RNA from Symsagittifera roscoffensis, 2157 nucleotides. Its product is annotated as nuclear RNA export factor 1-like. Gene Ontology annotation, cellular component: nucleus; cytoplasm. The coding region runs from base 58 to 1860 and encodes 600 amino acids. Gene Ontology annotation, molecular function: protein binding; RNA binding. The transcript has 19 exons. NCBI's taxonomy places the organism in Eukaryota, Metazoa, Xenacoelomorpha, Acoela, Convolutidae. The record is from RefSeq and is a predicted model, not a curated record. Gene Ontology annotation, biological process: poly(A)+ mRNA export from nucleus.
UACACUUGACCACAGCCUAAUUGUUGUGAUAAACUUAUUAAAUAGAUUGUUAGAACUAUGCCGCCGCGCGGAGGAGGAUAUUCCAGAGGAAAUUAUUAUCGUGGAAAAUCUAGAGGAAGCCAUCACUAUUCUGCAGAAAAUGAUGACUAUGGUGGAUACCGGCCCAACUUUAGCCGUGGAUCACAUGGAAUUUCUAAGAGAGGGUCAUUCAACCAAAAUAACAGAUCUAGAGGGAGUCGACAUGGUGGCUCUUUCAGCACCAACCGACAAAUGAAGCCUUUGGGCUACGCUAUAAAGAUAAUGUUUGCUCACAAAGAAGACCAAAUGGAACUUAUGCAGUCUCUUGAACAAAAAACCGGAAUGAGCCUCAAUGCCGAAAAUAUCACUGUCAACGAUAAUAAUAUUGAGUUUGUGGUGACAUCUGAGCAAGUUGCUUUUAAACUUGAAAAACUUUCGGGGAGUUUGAAGAACUCAGAUGGAAGAAAGAUGGCCAUACUGAAAAGGGCAUGGUACGGAGACAGAAGUUUAUCGGCUGCUGAUGAAGACAAAUUAAAGGAUCUUCUGAAUAAGUUUUACAUUCCGGAUCAAAAGUACCUGGACCUGUCCAACUUCUUGGAGAAGCAAGAAUCUUCGGGAGCAGGGCUGAAGAAGUUUUUUAUCGGACAGAAAUUCAUAGCUACUUCAGUGUGCAAACUCAUAGCAGCUUAUAUUCCUCAACUUGAAAUUUUGGACCUCAGUAACAAUGCUUUGUUCAACAUGUUUCCAUACAGUGAACUACCAAACAAAUCACCCCGUCUUUCAAAGUUAAAUCUGUCUCAUAACCGGAUGACCGAUAUUAGUAACCUGGACCCAGUGAAGAAACUGAAGCUGACAGAGUUGAUUCUGGACGGGAACCCGCUUUGCCUUCACUACAAAGACCAGUCUACAUACGUCAAAGACGUACAUAAAAGGUUUCCGAAUGUGCAAAUGCUGGAUGGACAUGCAGUGAAAGCGGCCAUUGCUUUUGACUUAGACGCUCCUGUUGAAAAAUCUUUACCUCCUUUUGCGGGCAAUGUGGUCCAUGCGGAGAAUGUGAAGAGUGUGAUCUAUUGCUUCGCGCAACAGUACUUCGAAGUAUACGACAAAGAAAACAGAGGAAAUUUUUUAAUAGAAGCUUACGAUACAGAUGCUACUCUCUCGUUGACGAUGUUUUUUCCGGAUACAGGGAGCAGAUCCAAGUUCAAGAUCAACUCCAUGUUCAAGCACACCCGCAACCUCACUAAGAGUAUGGACAGCAAUCAACUGGAAAAGUGUCUGUACAAGGGCAGGUUCAAGAUUCUAAGCUUGCUGAGUGAGAUUCCUGACUCUGAACACGACCUCACCUCUUUCACCAUUGACAUGAUGCUCGAAACGGAGUUACUGGUGGUGUUUGUGGUGAGUGGCAUUCUGAGAGACAAGGGCAGCACAGACGUCUACCAUUUCAGCCGCACAUUCAGCUGCAAACCACACAGUGGCGGACUGCAGAUAGUGAAUGAGAUCAUCCACUUUCGGCCGGCAAUGGAGAUGGAGCGGAGGAAGGCGUUCGCCAAUCCAGGCCCCACCCCCUCCAACAGUCCCGCUGUCAUGGCCCAGACUCAUCUGCAAGCCCAGGUGGCUGCUGCUGUUACUGCUGCUGCCAACCCCACACCUGCUGUAAUAUUGACCGAUGCGCAGAAAGAGGAGCUAGUGAAGAAGUUCAGUGCCGAAUCUGGUCUGAAUUUGAAGUGGUCUCUCGACUGUCUCCAGGCCAAUCACUUCCAUUACGAAACAGCUGCCAUCGACUACCAGAGAGCAAAGAAUGCUGGCGACAUUCCUGCAGAUGCUUACCUAGUAGUGCAGUAAGAGCUGAAAACAGAAGAAGACAGAAGUACUUUUUAUACAGUUGUCGUGGGUUCUCUCCAAGAUUCAGUUGUGUGGACACAUAUCUAACACCAUUCGACAAUUCUUAUCUCAUUGAUACCAAAAACUACCCGAUAAACUGUCUGUGUUUUCAACUUCUUGUGCAUAAUGUGAAAAGAGACUUAGAUUUUUUGAACUAAAAUGGCGCUCAACCAUAUUUUUGAUCAAUUUGUUUAUUUUGAUUUACUUUGUUAUUCUUGUGAAGUUGUACGGGGCUUUUUUUUAGCGCGGCAACCAAAU